Molecule: messenger RNA, 574 nt
Organism: Dimorphilus gyrociliatus
Lineage: Eukaryota; Metazoa; Annelida; Polychaeta; Dinophilidae
Source: the annotation of a GenBank genome assembly
UAUGCUUUCCUCCCAAAAUGAGUUUGGCGAUGAAUUCUAUAUAAAAAAGAAUAUGAAGAAUGAAUCAUCUUUACUAUAUGAGGAGAGGCACAAAGCCGCUAAUGAAUUGAAAAUUUUACAAUCAAAAAAUCGACAUCUUAAAGAUACUAUAAGGGGAAGUAAGGAGGAAUUAACUGUUCUAAAAUCUCAGGUUACACAAAUUACGGACGAACUUAAUGCAAUUACUAUUGAAUCCGAAGCAUUAAAAUGCCAUCAUAUAGACCUUCAAGCACACAAUGAAGGUCUAAAAAAUUUGCUAAGAGUCGCUAGAGCAAGAUUAGAGGGAUCAACAGCUCGAAAACAAGUAUUAAAUAUCGAUGCCUAUCUUGAGAAAGAGUUAAACGGUCAAACUUUUGAGAAUUUGUUGCAUUCCGUGCGCAAUGAUAUCAAUUCUAUUAAUAUUAUUCAAAUUCAUCCAAAAAAACCAGUAUUGGUUAAAAAGAGUGCAAUGAAAACACCUAAAGAUGAUUCUAAACUAGUGGAAAAGAAAAAGAGAUAUGUAAGAAAUUAUACUGACAGUGAUUACCUUAGUUAA